AUGGAUCCCGAUCCACCAGAUUGCUCCACCACGCCCACUCCGCCACCUCCACCUCACUCCACCAUGCCCGAUCCUCCAGUUCCACCACGCAAUCCUUCUCCUCCACGCCACACAAAAGAUUCGAAACAGACGCCUAUCCAACCUCACAUGGAGCUUGUGAGGUCCCUGGAGGCGCUUCAGCUCUCGUCAUGUGCGGCGCGGAGCUCCACUCAUCAGGAUGAAGAACAGGUGGCCACACCGUACAACCUGCUGCUGAAGGUGGCGAACCCCCAGGGGACCGCAAGGGAGAUCCCAAUCCACGCAGCCAGGCUUGAACUCCAAACAGCCUGGGGCGAUAGCUACAAAGCAGUCAGCGAGCAUCUGUUCCCUGUACACACGCCCAACGUUCCAGUUCAGGUUCAAGAUGGCCGUGAUGGUACAGCUCGGCUUGCAGCUCACGACAAUCCUCCUCGACGUCUUCCCCAGACUUCUGAACAGGCUCCGGCGCCGGCCUCAAGGGCGCCAGGGGCGCCAUGA
Messenger RNA from Miscanthus lutarioriparius, 516 nucleotides. NCBI's taxonomy places the organism in Eukaryota, Viridiplantae, Streptophyta, Magnoliopsida, Poales, Poaceae. The record is from the annotation of a GenBank genome assembly.